Molecule: messenger RNA, 1912 nt
Organism: Capsella rubella
Lineage: Eukaryota; Viridiplantae; Streptophyta; Magnoliopsida; Brassicales; Brassicaceae
Product: probable serine/threonine-protein kinase BSK3
Exons: 9
Coding region: 210-1685 (491 amino acids)
Biological process (GO): brassinosteroid mediated signaling pathway; protein phosphorylation
Molecular function (GO): protein kinase activity; ATP binding; protein binding
Source: RefSeq, a predicted model, not a curated record
AAUUCACUUUGCAGAGAGAAGUCUGAAAACGCCGAGAAGAAGAAGAAGGAGAAGAAAGCUUGAGACUUUCCUCUCUGCUCAUUUCGAGAUCGAUAAAGACUUCUCUUUUCGGUGCUUAACAAUGACAGCUUUCGUUUUCGUAUAGUUCGAUUUCUCCAAACUGCUCUCUCGAUUCUGUAUCGUAGUCUCCGAUCACCUGAUUUCAUCAAAUGGGAGCUCGUUGCUCUAAGUUCUCAUUCUGCUUGUUCCCUUCUCACUUCAAAUCCGCUUCAGUCCUCGAAUCUCCUGAUCUCGACAAUGGAGGCAAAUCGUGGCCGAGUUUUAAAGAAUUCAAACUGGAGCAGCUGAAAUCUGCUACGGGAGGUUUCUCUUCGGAUAACAUUGUAUCAGAACACGGCGAGAAAGCUCCUAAUGUUGUCUACAGAGGAAGGCUUGAUGAUGGUCGCCUGAUCGCUGUUAAACGAUUCAAUCGCCUCGCUUGGGCUGAUCAUAGACAGUUCCUGGAUGAAGCGAAAGCUGUUGGGAGCUUGAGGAGUGAGAGAUUGGCUAAUCUGAUCGGAUGUUGCUUCGAAGGAGAAGAGAGAUUACUCGUUGCUGAGUUUAUGCCUCACGAAACGCUUGCAAAGCAUCUUUUUCACUGGGAGAAUCAUCCGAUGAAAUGGGCGAUGAGAUUAAGAGUUGCAAUGUGUUUAGCACAAGCAUUGGAAUACUGCAGUAAUAAAGGGAGAGCUUUGUAUCAUGAUCUUAAUGCUUACAGGGUUUUGUUUGACAAGGAUGGGAAUCCAAGGUUGUCUUGCUUUGGACUCAUGAAAAAUAGUCGAGAUGGGAAGAGUUAUAGCACAAACUUGGCUUUUACUCCUCCAGAGUAUUUGCGAACGGGUAGAGUUACACCAGAGAGUGUAGUAUUCAGUUUUGGAACCGUUUUGCUCGAUCUCAUGAGUGGAAAACAUAUUCCACCGAGCCAUGCGCUCGACUUAAUCAGGGGUAAGAACUGUGCAAUGUUAAUGGAUUCUGCUCUCGAGGGUCAUUUCUCAAAUGAAGACGGAACUGAUCUAGUACGCUUAGCCACACGUUGUCUGCAGUAUGAAGCUCGUGAAAGACCAAAUGUCAAAUCUCUUGUUACUUCACUUGCCACACUCCAGAAGGAAUCUGAUGUAGCUUCAUAUGUUCUUAUGGGUAUCCCCCAUGAAACAGAGGCUGAGGAAGAGCCUUCGCUUUCUUUGACACCCUUUGGUGAUGCAUGCUUAAGAGUGGAUCUUACAGCCAUACAUGAGAUACUUAAUAAGGUUGGAUACAAGGACGAUGAAGGAAUUGCCAAUGAGCUCUCCUUUCAAAUGUGGACCAACCAGAUGCAGGAAUCUCUCAAUUCGAAGAAGCAAGGCGACUUAUCUUUCCGUUCCAAAGAUUUUACAACCGCAGUCGAUUGCUACACUCAGUUCAUAGAAGGAGGAACAAUGGUAUCACCAACGGUUCACGCACGGCGCUGCUUGUCAUACCUGAUGAAUGAGAACGCACAAGAGGCUCUGACCGAUGCAUUGCAGGCACAGGUUGUGUCUCCAGAAUGGCCAACCGCUUUGUAUCUUCAAGCAGCUUGCUUGUUCAAGCUCGGUAUGGAAGCCGAUGCUCAGCAAGCUCUUAAGGACGGGACUACAUUGGAAGCUAAGAAGACUAACAAGCGCUACUAAAUAGCGUUUUCGAAAGCUUUGUAUAGGCUUAUUUUGUUCCUUCUCUCUAUCUCCAUCUAUAUGCACAUACACAUAUGUGGGUGUAUCUAUAUAUAUAUGCAUAUACUUUUGAUGCCUUCUUCUUCUUUGUAUUUAUUUUCCGAAUCAUGGUGAUGCUUGUGAUUUCUAGUGUGCCUCAUGGGAAGGUCUCUCUGAGAGAAUUUUUUCGAGCUUCGUCCAUUCAUCAA